CCAAAAUAGAUCUAAAGAAAAUCUGAACCAAAAAAAAGUCCUCUCGGCAACACGAGCAUAUGUUGUCUAUCAAUGAACAAAGGGCUGAAAGGUUGUUGGGAGUUGUAAACUUCAACAGGAACCAAGAGAGACUCAAUAAGAUAAGGAUCCAACAGUUUCAAGGUAACAGAGGGGUAAGGAUUGGUCACUUUGACCCGGAAAACAUGACCUGAGCAACGGAGAACUCGCCAUGAUUCCAGGACAGGAGCAGACGGGAACUGGGAAAGGGGGCCGGAUCGAGUGAGAGUGAGGGUGGUAACCCUCCGAGAGAUAAGGAUCUUGUGAAUAAGCCGCUGGUAAAACCCAGUGGCAAUUUGUUUUAUGUCAUGAGUUGUGUGGCUAUGUUGGGUUUAAUGUCAUCUUUUGGUUUCUUUACGUCAAUUCCACUACAGACAUCACAGCAUCAUCAGGCAAUCAUCCCCAAGGCUCAAUAACAUGAUCGUGAUUGGCUGCAUGCAAGCAUAUUGCUGUGUAUUUUUGUUUAGAGCUGAGACUUUUGUGGAGUCACUGGACAGACACACAUGAUCUGUAAGACAAGAUGGUGGAUUUUUUCUCUUACAUUUCGCCUAGCAUUUGGCACGAUGUUUGUCAAAACAUGGAGGGUUUACAAAAUUUUCAUCAACAAGCAUCUUUACAAAGAGUUCUGUCCUUUCCGGGACGAACUCUUUGCGGGGGAUCAACGUACCAAAGCGAGGCGAGAGGCGAUCGAGGCAGAAACCCUGCAGAUCCCAGCACCAAUCGUUACGGCGGAGAAAAUUAUGCGAUAUUUCCUGCGCCGUAAUAACAGCCUGAUCGCCAGACGAUCUCGAUCCAGACGACAAACUGGUGAAGAAAGUGCACCAAAUAAUACCAUCAAUAAUGUCAUCUACGUCAUCGAUUCCUCCAACUCGAUUCGAGAGGAAAACUACCAGAAAGGACUUAAAGCCCUGGUUUACCUGACUGAAAGGGCCAGAAAUGAUACACUCUAUGCUGUGGUGAAUUUUGCCACGGGUGCCACUGUGCUCACACCAAAAUUCAUCUCCAAAAGUGAAACAAUAGCUCUACUGCCGACAGUGAUUCGAAAGGCAGGCCUUACCAAUACCCAGGAGGCUUUGCAGGUGUGCAAAGACAGGCUCUUUGGAAAUCCUCUGUCUGGUUUUGACCCAGCAGGUCACAAAAAUGUUCUCCUAGUCACGGAUGGCUUAUCAAACAUGGGGAAACAUCUUACGUUAUUCAAGGCCUUCAAUUUAAAAGAUGAUGGGGUUGAGAUAUUCGUAGUAGCUGUUGGGGGUUUUACCUACGGCCUGCAAGAGAUUCUUGGGCUUGUUUCGUCUACUGACAGGCAUUUGUAUCGUGUUCUGGAUAUGGACGGACUCAUUGAAGUCGCAAACCUUAUUCCUUCCUUGCAAUAAAUAUGUAUUUGAGAUUUCCCCCUUUCCUGACCAAUGCCCAUUUUUGUACUGACCGAGUAAUAAAUCACAUCAGAGAGUUGUAA
Molecule: messenger RNA, 1513 nt
Organism: Stylophora pistillata
Lineage: Eukaryota; Metazoa; Cnidaria; Anthozoa; Scleractinia; Pocilloporidae
Product: gamma-aminobutyric acid type B receptor subunit 2
Source: RefSeq, a predicted model, not a curated record